CCAGACUCAGGUGUGGUACAUGCUGCGGUAGAUAUGUGGAAUACUGUAUGCUGUGUCUGUGUGUAUUAAAUUCAGGCGCAUUCGACGUAUACAGUUCGAUCGAAUCUAACUCAUCGAUGCUGUAAACAAACGGAUAAGAAUUAUCGGUAUGUGCUUAAACUUGACUAUUCGUUCGUACAUCGAGUUCACAUUGACUUGCGUCCGUACAAAGUAUCGAUAUAUUUGAAUGCGCCCGAGUUCUGGAAAAUUUUGGAAUGUCGUGGCCGUGGGUUCCGUUCGUUCACACUGAAUCAAAGACUGACACAAAGUGCGGUAGUUUUAAAGAUCGUGCCGCUGUAGAAAGAAGAUUCUAUUGUCAAUUUUAGGAAUACCAAAUAUUUUUGUAAAAAUUUGAAGAAUGCCUGCACCACCACCUCCUCCGCCUCCUACACUCGUUGCAUCUAGCUCCAGUCCUGGUGACCAAGAUAGAAAUUUGCUACUUCAAUCGAUUAGAGCUGGGAAAACUUUAAAGAAAACUGUAACUGUAGAUAAAAGUGGACCUGCGAUUAGUGGUAAAGUAAAAAACGAACCACGAAAUUUGAAUAAUAGGGAGACUAAUAAUUCUAAUACGAUAACCGGUAGUAUUAGCAAUUCAAAUAAUGGAGGACCUACAGGAUUAGGUGGAUUAUUCUCUAGCGGUAUGCCAAAACUGAAGCCCAUAGGACCUAGACCAACUUCGGGUGAAAAGGAUAGAAGCAACGUCAAUAAUACGAAUUUUAAUCAAUCGGCAAUGCCGAGCAUAAAACGCGGUCCACCUCCGGUUCCACCACCAGCUACUCAGAAGCCGCAAGUAUUUGGACAGAAAUCCAAUUUAAUUCAGGGUCAAAUUGUUAUGGAUUCUUCAAAUGCCAAUACAGAAGUAUCCAAAGGAUUUGGGAAACCCAUUCUUGCACCCAAGCCACCUUCGACACCAUCCGGUACAAUGCACAAGCCAUCUCCUCCCCCAAAAAAGUUAAACUUGACGACAGGAGCAAGCGUGUCGAGAGCACAAAGUAUGCGGUUGCUUAGAUCGCCACCUGUGCUCACACCGACACCGCCAUCUUUGCAUCAAUCGCAAGAUUGUUUAAACGAAAGUCAAUCGAGGCCAACAAAUCGAGUUCUUAGACCUCCGGUAGCGAAACCUCCCUCUCCUCCUACUUCCAGAACGAGUAACUCGAUUAGUGCGGCAACAAGGGUCGCGCCUCCACCACCGUCUAGAGUAACGGUUACUGCUCCUUGCAUACCGCCACCUCCUCCUCCACUUCCACAUCGACCUGCUGUUCAUCAGAGGCUUGCUCCACCACCGCCACCACCACCGACACCUCCCACAAGAAGUUCUUCUAUGCGCAACGGUCAAACUAUGGGUACCCUAGAUCUGGAAGUACGAUUCGCAGACAUGUUUCAUUCUAUUGCAAAUUUUCCACCACCGGAGCCGUUUAAAGGAUUACCAAAAGUCUACAGCAGCAGAAACGCUGCAAAACAGCAGGCUCCUGCACCACCCCAACAAGCAUCUUCUAUAUCUAAUACAAUGGUACCAUUAAAUACAUCAUCCGGGGGUUAACUGUGGCAAUAUAAAAUGAGACUUCUCUGGCACAUCAAAUAUUUUCGAGCAAUUUAUUUUAUUUAUUGCAUUACACGAUAGUUUUAAUAACAUUUGGAACGUUUCUACAACGAAAUGCAAGUCUAAGUAGACAAAAUUAGAUGGAAAAGAAACGGAAAUAAAAUAAUUAUAUUAUAAUCGUAAUUACACGCGUCGCGAAACUUUUGUUUUACCGGAAAAAAGUCUUUAGUUUCUCUCGUAAAUAUUAUUGUUGUGGUACAAGACUGCAUUAAAUUGUAACAUCGUAAUGGUGUCUGAAAUUGUGUACAUUCACAUAAAAACUAUGUGAAAUAGUUGUAUGGUAUUUCUGAGAGCAAUGAAGAAUUGCAAUAAUAAUAUGCUAAUUGAUCGUGUAUAUUUAUCAAUGUAAACUUCUAACGGUUUUUAUAAGAAAAACAUAGAAUAUUAUAUACUUUUAUUUAUAA
Messenger RNA from Megalopta genalis, 2043 nucleotides. RefSeq lists its product as uncharacterized. The record is from RefSeq and is a predicted model, not a curated record. Gene Ontology annotation, molecular function: actin binding. Gene Ontology annotation, biological process: actin filament polymerization. Lineage: Eukaryota; Metazoa; Arthropoda; Insecta; Hymenoptera; Halictidae. Gene Ontology annotation, cellular component: actin filament.